AUGUGGCUCUCAGAUUCACAAAAAGUCGGAGUCGCCUUCUGCUCAGGUGGGGGAUUCUUUCUAGUUGGGGGAGUGAUCAUGUUUUUCGAUAGAGCCAUGCUGGCCAUGGGCAAUAUCCUCUUUCUCCUUGGUCUUACCCUUAUAAUCGGCCUACAAAAGACAGCAGUCUUCUUCGCUCGGCGUCAGAAAUUGAAGGGAACGGCUGCGUUCGCGGCAGGAAUCAUACUCAUAGUUCUACGAUGGCCCCUAGUGGGCUUCCUAAUUGAAUUGUACGGGAUAUUUGUGCUCUUUGGUGACUUUUUUUCAACAAUCGGUGGAUUUGCCGGAAACAUCCCCGUGGUGGGACCGUACAUACAGCAGGCGCUAGUCAGAGCUGGAGGAGGGCGGAGGAAUGCAGAAUUGCCUGUAUGA
Messenger RNA from Letharia columbiana, 411 nucleotides. RefSeq lists its product as uncharacterized. Gene Ontology annotation, biological process: retrograde transport, endosome to Golgi; endoplasmic reticulum to Golgi vesicle-mediated transport. The coding region runs from base 1 to 411 and encodes 136 amino acids. Gene Ontology annotation, cellular component: endoplasmic reticulum; COPII-coated ER to Golgi transport vesicle; Golgi membrane. The record is from RefSeq and is a predicted model, not a curated record. The transcript is spliced from 5 exons. NCBI's taxonomy places the organism in Eukaryota, Fungi, Ascomycota, Lecanoromycetes, Lecanorales, Parmeliaceae.